This is a messenger RNA of Triticum aestivum (bread wheat), 1584 nucleotides long. RefSeq lists its product as uncharacterized. Gene Ontology annotation, molecular function: protein binding. The transcript has 2 exons. The record is from RefSeq and is a predicted model, not a curated record. Bases 43 to 1584 code for a protein of 513 amino acids. Lineage: Eukaryota; Viridiplantae; Streptophyta; Magnoliopsida; Poales; Poaceae.
UCGUUUGCGUAGCGAAGCCUAAACCACGGGCCGGAUCGAUCCAUGGAACGCCGCCUGCGACAGCGAGAUUCCAGUGACCUGGACCUACCCGACGAUGUGCUCGCCGACGUGCUCCGCCAUCUCCCGCCGCGCUGCCUCGCCGUGUCGCGCUGCGUCAGCAAGGCCUGGCGCCGCGCCAUCGACCAGCGCCGCCUCCUGCGCCCGGACCUGCUCCCGCUCUCGCUCGCCGGCAUCUUCAUGAACUUCGGCUGCCACACAUUCUCAGAGUUCUUCUCCCGUCCCUCCUCCUCUUGCAAGAAGAUCAACGCCAAGCUUGACUUCUUGCCUCCCAUCGAGCACGAUCCCUAUGAGGAGGAGGACUAUACCGUCUUCGAGCACUGUAACGGUCUCCUCUUGACCAGCGAGUGCGUGGUCAACCCUGCUACGCGACGCUGGGAUCCUUUGCCUCCGCUCAUGCCCUUCACCGACCCCAUGGGGAUGAGCCGUGUUUUCGGUCGGUAUCUAGCUUUCGAUCCCACCUUGUCGCCUCACUACCAGGUGUUCAGGGUCCCUUAUCUGCCCCCGAGGCCUUGUCAGCCCGGAGACCGAGGCUACCGAGGUCCUGAGGAUUAUGUAGACCCUCUGGUCGACAAAUCUGAAUGGCCGCCGUCUACAUUCAUCUUGAAUGUCUUCUCGUCAAAGUCGUGUCGUUGGGAGGAGAGGUCUUUUGCUAGACAAGGUAAUGCUGCAGGGAUUGUUGCUGAGCUGCGACUGCGACUGCAACAUGGGUGGCACUAUGGUGCCGUCUAUUGGCGACGAGCACUUUACGUGCACAGUCAAAAUAAUUUUUUCUUGAGGAUAUCCUUGACAGACGAUACGUACCGUGUGAUCAAACCACCGACGGCUAUGGAUAUCAGGGUGCACUCUUGUCUAGGAAAAUCCAAAAAAGGGGUGUACAUUGCAUCAUUCAUUAAGGAUGUCUUUCGAGUUUGGGUCCUAAAUGAAUCGUAUGGUCAGACGAAGUGGGUGUUGAAGGGCGAAUAUGAUCUUAAGCGUGUGCAAGCGUUUGAUAAUGAUGUCCAUGGUCCCUGGGUCUUAGAAGACAUCAACUAUGAUUCAUUUCGUUCUCAGCUUCCAAAAGCCAACAAGAAAGCAAGAGUUGAAGAGUUUGAGUGGAGCUCAGAGAAUGAUGAUGAUGAUGACGAUGAUGCUGAUGACAAGAGUGAGAUUAUCGGAGAAAACAACUAUGAAACAUUUCGUUCACAACUUCCGGAAGUCAACAAGAAAGCAAUGGUUCAAGGGAGACUUGAGCGGAUGCGCGAUAACGAGGCUGUUGACGGCAACGAAGAGGAGCGCCACCGUGCAUGUGACGUGCUCGGAUUUCACCCCUACAAAGAGAUUCUCUUCUUGAGCUCCUUCAAGGAAAGAGAAUGGAAGGCUACAGUGCAUGCAUAUCAUUUAAAUAGCUCAAGGGUCGAAUGCUUAGGGAACAUGUGCCCAACACAAUACCAGCAAAUCGAAGAGCAAGAACAGCAGGAACUGGGAGUACGUGAAUUUUUUCCAUACACGCCAUGUUGGACCGGUGACUAUCCUAGAAACAAAUAA